AUGGAAGAAUUAGAAGAAGUGAUAAGAACAACAAAAAAGAAUAAAGCACCAGGUUUAAGUGGAAUAACAUAUGAUUUUUGGAAACAUAGUAAGAGUUUAAUGAGAAUAUUACUUCUAGAAAUAAUUAAUGAAAAUUUAAAUUUAACAAGUGCUAUCACAUUAAUAGAAAUAGCCAUAAAGAUAUUUUUGAAAAUCUUAGUAAGAAGACUGAGUGACAUACUAUCAAAAGAAAAGGUUCUAAUGGAUACAAAUUAUGCAGCAUUGAAAAAUGAAAAACAAAUUAAAGAUAAAGUAAGAUACAAGAUAGAAGAAAAUAAAAUAAUAAAUAUCAAUAAAAGAGAGAAAGAAAAAUUGGAAUUAAAUUUUAACAUGACAGCUUUUAUGGAUGAUACAACUUUAAUAACGAAUAUUGGAAAGUAUGAACUAAUUAAAAUUAGUAAUAACCAAGAUAAUUUAGUAAUUGAAGGUGAAGAAGUUAAAAAAGUUAAUAGUUAUAAGGCAUGUCAAAUUUUUAAUUGGAAAAAAUUGAAUGAAAAACAAAUUAUAGCAACUUGGAAUAUGGUGAUUAUACCACAUAUCAAAUAUCAAUUACAGGCAAUAUUUUUAGUAAAACCAGAAUGUGAAUUUAUAAUAGAAAGAAUAAAUGGAUUAGUUAAAAGAAGAGCAGACUUAGCCAUAAAACUCCUAAUUAAAAAUUUAAUCUAUCAAGCUAAUGGAAAUGAAAAAUUGAAACUUUUGUUCGAUUCAAAAACAAAAAAGGAUUUGAAUUACGAACUGCAUAGGAGAUCUAGAUACAAUAGCAAUACAAGAAUCGAAUAUUUAACACAACAUAUUUUUAUUACUCCCAACAUAUGUAAUGAAUUUAAUAGAAUUAUUCGUUUAAUUUACAGAUAUUCACUUUCACUUCCUAAAUCUCUUUUUAACUCAGUAAUUCAUAAUCCUAUAUAUCCUUAUAUUUUAAACAUUUGGGAUUCACAGUUGUGGAUGCAAGCCUCACUGUUGAACACACAAAUCAAUAACCCUAUUACAUCUCAUUUUAUACAAUUUUUAAUAUUAACUUCCCAAAAUCACCUUUGGACUAAUGAUAUUAGUGAAACUGAUAAUAAUCCACUUCUAAUUGCUCACCAAACAACUAUACAAGAAUUUAAAGAGGGAAUUAAUUCUAUUCAACUUUAUUAA
Messenger RNA from Rhizophagus irregularis DAOM 181602=DAOM 197198, 1179 nucleotides. The record is from RefSeq and is a predicted model, not a curated record. NCBI's taxonomy places the organism in Eukaryota, Fungi, Glomeromycota, Glomeromycetes, Glomerales, Glomeraceae.